AUGUCACAAAACAUGAUACCCCUUGAUGGUGAAGGUCAGAAGAGGGUGCCGGGAGUUGAUCAGAGUCAUGCUUACCUCCCCGUCAGUGUUACUUCUUCAACUUGGACAUCGGAGGUUUCCACUAUGGUCCUGGGCACCCACAACAUUGGUGAUGACUAUCCCGUUUUCGAUGGGCUGUUCGACUACUGUUCUAUCUCAGCUGGAGGCUCCAUGGGUAACAGUGUUUCACGGGGUAUCAUAAAGGGUGCUGCACGUCUUAGUCGAGACAAAUGUGAUAUUGCCGUAAACUGGGCUGGCGGUCUUCACCACACGAAGAAAAACAUCGUGCUGGGCAUUCUUGAGUUAUUCUGGUAUCAUACCGGUAAACUCGGCUGCCUAAACCUAUCUAUGCGAGAAAUACCCGUGAAUGAAUACUACGAGUAUUUUGGACCGGACUACGUCAAAUACAGAGGAUAUGAAUACACCGGAGUACCUGGAAUGUGUCAAGAAUAUUGUACUCAAACAUCUGCAACAUUUGGGAGGGCCUCCCGGUAUUCAUAUGACAGGUAUGGAUUUGGAGGGUAUUUGGAAGGUGCUGGAAUGUUCAUCAAACUGCCAGAUAUUGCUCAAUCGAUGCGGACAUUGCUGGUGGAAGGAGGUUUAGUAUCGGUUGGACACACCACGAUGGUUUGCUCCGUGUCGAGCGGACAUUUGCCGAUGGAAGUCGAUACUCCAACGACCACGGAAAGCGAGCCUACACCUAUUGAACCGGUCGCCGCCAAUGGCACAACAGAUCAUUACUCGGGUGAUAAGUCGCCAAAAACGAACGAUGCUACGUGCACAAGGGUAGAAAGUUGA
Messenger RNA from Suillus discolor, 837 nucleotides. RefSeq lists its product as uncharacterized. NCBI's taxonomy places the organism in Eukaryota, Fungi, Basidiomycota, Agaricomycetes, Boletales, Suillaceae. Gene Ontology annotation, molecular function: histone deacetylase activity. The record is from RefSeq and is a predicted model, not a curated record. The transcript is spliced from 8 exons. The coding region runs from base 1 to 837 and encodes 278 amino acids.